Messenger RNA from Pipra filicauda (Wire-tailed manakin), 681 nucleotides. RefSeq names its product calcium voltage-gated channel auxiliary subunit gamma 1 (gene CACNG1). Lineage: Eukaryota; Metazoa; Chordata; Aves; Passeriformes; Pipridae. Gene Ontology annotation, cellular component: L-type voltage-gated calcium channel complex; membrane. Gene Ontology annotation, molecular function: calcium channel regulator activity; voltage-gated calcium channel activity. The transcript has 4 exons. The record is from RefSeq and is a predicted model, not a curated record. The coding region runs from base 1 to 681 and encodes 226 amino acids. Gene Ontology annotation, biological process: calcium ion transmembrane transport; regulation of calcium ion transmembrane transport via high voltage-gated calcium channel.
AUGGACGACAGCAAACCCCUGAAGGUGCGGCUGACGUUCUCCGUCAUCCUGGUGGGCAUCUCGCUGCUCUUCGCAGCCGUAGUGUCGGACCACUGGGCCGUGCUCAGCCCCAAGGUGGAGGAGUUCAACGCCACCUGCGAGGCCGCUCAUUUCGGGCUAUGGCGGCUCUGCACAAAGCGGAUUUACGUGCAGGAGCAAGGCCCCAAGGAGAAGGGCUGCGGGCCCAUCAGCCUGCCAGGAGACCACAACUGCUCCUACUUCAAGCACUUCACUCCAGGAGAGACCUCAGAGAUAUUUGAAGUAACCACCCAGAAAGAAUACAGCAUUUCAGCUGCAGCCAUUGCCAUCUUCAGCGUUGGCUUCGCGAUCAUCGGGACGAUCUGCGUCCUCUUGUCCUUCAGGAAGAAGAGGGACUAUCUGCUGAAACCAGCAUCCAUGUUCUACACCUUUGCAGGUCUCUGCAUCAUCAUCUCCGUGGAGGUGAUGAGGCAGUCGGUGAAGAGGAUGAUCGACAGCGAGGAGACCGUGUGGAUCGAGUACAGCUACUCCUGGUCCUUCGCCUGCGCCUGCGCCGCCUUCGUCCUGCUCUUCGUCUGCGGCAUCGCCCUCCUCCUCAUCGCCCUGCCCCGCUUCCCCCAGAACCCCUGGGAGACCUGCAUGGAUGCAGAGCCCGAGCACUGA